AUGUAUUUCUGUGUGCAGGAUUUCAAAUUGGUUCUGUGUCUUCCAGGCCAGUCUCACGGGGUUGGAGCAUCUCAAACAAUAGUAGCAGUAGUUGGUGAGGAUGUUAUCUUGCCUUGCCACCUGGAACCUGCAGCAGAUGUUGUUUCCAAGAGUCUGGAGUGGGGGAGACCUGAUCUGGAACCCAGAUUUGUCCAUGUGUGGCAUGAAGGUCAAAACCUUCUGGUUAACCAAAACCCGUCUUACAAAGGAAGAACAUCACUCUCCUCUGAGAAGCUGAAGCAUGGAGACCUUUCACUGAAACUCUCUGCAGUGAAACACUCUGAUAAUGGAAUAUACAGAUGUUACUUUCCCUCACAGAGUAAAGAAUCUACUGUUGAGCUUGUUGUUGGUUCUGUCUCCUCACCAGUCAUAGCAGGGACUAAAUUAAACAGCAGCAGUGUGGUGUUACAGUGUGAGUCUGCAGGCUGGUAUCCAGAGCCUGAGGUGUUUUGGCUGGACGGUGAGGGAAACCUCCUCUCUGCUGGACCUACAGAGACAGUCAGAGGUCCUGAUGACCUCUAUACUGUCAGCAGCAGAGUGACUGUGGAGAAGAGACACAGCAACAGCUUCACUUGUAGAGUCCAACAGAAGGACAUCAAGCAGACCAGAGAGACAAACAUUCAGAUUUCUGGUAUUUUCCCCCCUAAUAUCCACAUUUCUUUUCAGCCUUCAAACAGCUGA
Molecule: messenger RNA, 720 nt
Organism: Micropterus dolomieu (smallmouth bass)
Lineage: Eukaryota; Metazoa; Chordata; Actinopteri; Centrarchiformes; Centrarchidae
Product: butyrophilin subfamily 2 member A2-like
Exons: 2
Coding region: 1-720 (239 amino acids)
Source: RefSeq, a predicted model, not a curated record